Ipomoea nil (Japanese morning glory) is the source of this 2046-nucleotide messenger RNA. Its product is annotated as rust resistance kinase Lr10-like. The record is from RefSeq and is a predicted model, not a curated record. Lineage: Eukaryota; Viridiplantae; Streptophyta; Magnoliopsida; Solanales; Convolvulaceae. The coding region runs from base 33 to 1880 and encodes 615 amino acids. Gene Ontology annotation, molecular function: protein kinase activity; ATP binding; polysaccharide binding. The transcript has 3 exons. Gene Ontology annotation, biological process: protein phosphorylation.
UAUAGUUUCUAUUCUCUGAUCCAUCUCCAGAAAUGAAAGGCUAUUUCCUGCAUCUUCCCAUUCUUGUGCUCUUUUUGACUUUGGGCUAUGGCUAUAGCUAUGAUCGCAAUGAAUGCUUGCCCAGAAAAUGUGGGAAUAAUGGCCCUGAAAUCUCCUUCCCAUUUCGACUGAAACACAUCCAGCCCCCAGAGUGUGGCUACCCCGGAUUUGAGCUUUUAUGCACUGAUAAGGGAGAAACUGCCUUGGAGAAUCCUUUUCCACUUCUCAACGCCACCCUGCAACCUCCAUUUCCAGUGAAGUUUUUGAUAGAGUCUAUAGAUUGUGAGGAUCGUUUGAUCAUAAUAUCUCGAGUGGAUGGCUGCUUCCUACAACUGCUCCCCAUACUAAACUUAUCUGCAUCUCCCUUUAGUUUCGAAAAUCUUUAUAACUUCAGCAUUUUCAGCUGCUCCACACACAGGAACAUCACUGCAGGCUCAAUUAAUAUAUCCCCGAUAGCAUGCCUUACCAAACCAGGCCAUUUCAUUUAUGCUGCGGACUCUUCCCUAUAUCUCUACAGUGCAACAGAUCUAAUUUCUUGCACAAAAAUGUUUCACGUUUCAUCAGUCCCCUACUCCAUAGCACAAGAUAACACUGUAUUUAGUUUGAGGUGGACUGGGCCGAGUUGUAGGCUGAAGAACAACAGCACUGCAGAAGAUGCUGACGACUGUAUAGCUCCAUUGACAAAAUUACAUACAGGUCCACUGAGAAAAUUGAAAGUUGCAGGUGAAGUUCUUGGUUCGUUUCUUGUUGUGGUGAUCGUUCUUGUCACCUACCGUAUUUAUAGGUUGAAUAAAAUGAAGAAAGAGGAGCAAGUGAAGAUUGAAAGGUUCUUGGAGGACUAUAAGGCUCUAAAACCAGCAAGGUAUUCAUAUGCAGAUAUCAAGAAAAUUACAGACAGAUUUAGUGAAAAAUUAGGUGAAGGCUCCUAUGGUACAGUGUACAAAGGGAAGCUUUCGGGUGAUGUUUUUGUUGCUGUUAAGGUCCUCAAUAAUUCCAAAGGAGAUGGAGAUGGGGAAGAGUUUGUCAAUGAAAUGAGCACAAUUGGAAGCAUACACCACAUCAAUGUGGUCCGAUUGGUUGGCUAUUGCGCAGAUGGGUUCCAUCGAGCUCUUGUUUAUGAAUAUUUAGUGAAUAAUUCUCUUGAAAAGUUUGUGUUUUCACCAAAUGACAAAAAUUUCCUUGGUUGGGAGAAAUUGCAACAGAUUGCUCUGGGCAUAGCCAAAGGAGUUGAGUAUCUUCACCAAGGGUGUGAUCAAAGGAUACUACAUUUUGACAUUAAACCUCGUAACAUAUUGCUGGACCAGAAUUUCAACCCGAAAAUCUCUGAUUUCGGUCAAGCAAAGUUGUGCUCCAAGGAGAAGAGCAUUGUCUCCAUGACUGCUGCAAGAGGGACCAUGGGCUACAUUGCACCAGAAGUCUUCUCUCGCAACUUUGGGAAUGUCUCGUAUAAGUCAGACGUUUACAGUUUUGGAAUGCUUUUGCUCGAAAUGGUGGGGGGAAAGAAAAAGAGUGACAUUACUGGAUCACCUGAAACAAACCAAGACUAUUUCCCUGAAUGGAUUUACAAUAUCCUGAGUAGGGGAGAAGAAGUAGAGAUCCAAAUAGAGAAAGGGGAGGAUUCCAAAAUUGCAAAGAAACUGACAAUAGUGGGACUUUGGUGCAUUCAAUGGUAUCCUGUGGAUAGACCUUCAAUAAAGGUUGUGAUUCAGAUGCUUGAAGCUGAGGAGCCUCCCUCCAUGCCACCCAAUCCUUUUACUUCCACUGAUCCAUCAAAAGCUAAAGCUAACAAGCCAGGGAGACUGUUCACUAGUGCACUAGAAAUUAUAUCUGAAAUGGAUUAAUGAAUAUCUCUGAUCUUAUAAAAUUAUAUACUAUAAAUUUUACUUAUUGUUUAUUGUAUGACUACUAAAUUUGUAUUAUACUAGCAAAUGUAUUAUUUCCCAAUUCAUAAGACCACGUGUAAAAUAGUUUUUUAUAUUUUAAUUGUUAAACUCUCUCCAAAGUUUA